AUGAAAAACGAAGCAUUAAAUGAACUUGAAAAGAUAUGGCCUACGGCCAUCGAAGCACAUAAACAAUUACUAUCGGGUACACUGCGCCGAUUAUCAUUUUUACGUCGACAAAAGAAACACAUUUUAUCAUUAUCUGCACUAAACGAAACAAAUUCCAGCAUGCAACAAUGUUGGCCACCAUGUGAGCCUGAUUUAUCUGUUGAAGGAUCAAUGUGUCAGGAUACUUUACCGCCUUGUGAAUUCUGUUUUGAACCAUCAAGUUCGGUUAUUAUGACCGAUGGAUUUAAUACUAAUCGUGAAAGACAAUGUAGUGAGCCUGUUAGUGUUCCUGAGCCAUCAGCAACAGUACUAGCUAAUGCUCAGCAACAACCACAACAGCAAUCACAUUCAUCGGGUUAUGAAUCUGCAUUUGGUAAUGAACUAUCACCAACAAAGAAUUACUGGAUAUCAGGCAUUAAUGACGUUUCAUCAGAUCUAUCAACAACAACUGAUGAUCUUUUCACUGAUCAGGAUCAAUCUUUAUUUGAUGAGAACUCGACAAAUACAACAACUAAUGGUACUGGUGAACAAGAUAUCGAUGAUGAUAGUUUUGAAGUACUUUCAUUUGAAGCACCGCCUGAAAGUUCUAUUCACUUCAAAGAAUUUCAAUAUACAACAUCAAAUAGUCAAAAUAAUCUUUGCGAUUGUUGUAAUAAAUCGUUUACAUCGGUAUCAAAUGUACCUGCACGUCGUUGUUAUUACUAUGGUAAAUUAUAUUGUUCACGUUGCCAUAUUAUGGAUUAUACAUAUAUUCCAGCAAAAAUAAUUAAAUCAUUUGAUAUGCAUCUUUAUCCUGUAUGUCGUCGAGCUAAAUCAAUUCUUCAAUCAAAUUUUUAUCAACCAUUUUUUGAUAUACAAAAUGAUAAUGAAAAUUUAUAUAUAUUACAACCCAUAUUGUCCGAUAUAAAAGCAAGUCGUAUACAGUUUCAAAAUUUUUAUGCAUAUUUAUCAACAUGUACACGUAUUGAAAAUGAAUUAAAUGAAAAAUUUUUAAAAGAAUUUUAUGCACGUGAUUAUCUUUAUCAAAGUAUUCAUUUAUAUUCAUUAAAUGAUUUAUUAUCAUUAAAAAAAAUUUUACAGAUACUUAAUACAGCAAGUAUACGAGCAAGACAACAUAUAUAUAAAUGCAUUAUUUGUCGUGAGAAAGGUUUUACUUGUGAAAUAUGUAAAAAUCGAAAAGAUAUACUUUAUCCAUUUAAUGAUAUAAAAACAAUAGGACAAUGUACUCAUUGUUCAAAUAUAUAUCAUAGACAAUGUUGGGAUAAUAUUGAGCAUGAUUGUCCAAAAUGUUAUCGUCUAAUACAACGAAAACAUGAACAAGAUAUUAUAUAA
This is a messenger RNA of Rotaria sp. Silwood2, 1371 nucleotides long. Lineage: Eukaryota; Metazoa; Rotifera; Eurotatoria; Philodinida; Philodinidae. The record is from the annotation of a GenBank genome assembly.